This is a messenger RNA of Pieris rapae (cabbage white), 4618 nucleotides long. RefSeq lists its product as uncharacterized. Lineage: Eukaryota; Metazoa; Arthropoda; Insecta; Lepidoptera; Pieridae. The transcript has 11 exons. The record is from RefSeq and is a predicted model, not a curated record. Gene Ontology annotation, biological process: signal transduction. Gene Ontology annotation, molecular function: GTPase activator activity. Bases 484 to 1869 code for a protein of 461 amino acids.
UGUCCUAAUCUGUGGGUGUGUUUUAUAGAGGGAAGAGUGUUGACCGGUUGAACGUCUAUAUGGUGACUGGUGAAUUAAAUUGCGAGGUCUGAACUCUGAGGACGGAGGAGUAGUGAUUUGGUCCGGAUUGUGAAGGUGGUGCACAAACGAUAUCCAUAGGUACUGCAAAACUUCGACGUGACCUACCUGCUCCGUCCAUAUUUCGGGCUUAGGUUUAUGGUUCGACAACGGGACCGAAAUUAAACCUGAAGUAUUUUGUAACUCUUACUUUCUUAGUAUUUUAAUCUUGUAUUUUUUUGCAAAAAUAGUAACAUUUUAAACAAGGAAAUAGAAACAAAAUAUAUUUAAAAAAAAUCCAAUCAAACUCAAACUUUUAUUUCAAACAAAACAUUGUAGUAUGUUCGAUUUAUAUAAAACGUUGUCUCGGCACUUAGCUAGUGCCUAAUUUCGGCUAGAAUCCAGUUGUGAUUGAAACAAUUUAAAAUGAGUAAUUGGGCGAGAAGGAUGCAUAGGCGAGCUGCUACGCUCAGUAAUGUAGUAACGUCUUGUGGCCAUCCCAAUUCUUUGCCCUAUCCAAGGAGAUUAGAAAAAGUUAAGUUUGGUGCCCCUCUCCAUGAGGUUUGCAAAGAAGACAUUCCUGGACCUUUACUUGUCCUAAUUCUAAAAUUAAAUAAGGAAGCACCUCUUCGCCGAGAUGUAUUUCGUGCUCCUGGUCACCAGGGAGCUAUGAAGAAGCUUAUUCAUUUUUUACAAACUGGACGACUAGUGAAUGUUGAUAACUACUCAGUAUACACUAUAGCUAGUGUCCUGAAGAAGUUUCUCAGGAAAAUACCUGGUGGAGUGUUUGGACGAGAAGGUGAAAUGCAGCUGUUUGCAGCUGUUGAGUUGCCCCAAGAACAACAGGUUGAUGCUAUACGAAGGUUACUUAUGUCGCUGCCAGUCUGCACGCAACGGCUUCUUGUUCUUCUGUUCGGCACAUUUCGCGUGAUGGCCUCAAAUGCUGAUAAAGCUGGUACGGGAAUGACGUCAGAGGCUCUCGGGGUAUCCGUGGCGCCAUCUUUCUUCCAUUCUUGCGUGUCAGAUGGCAAGACUGCGACAAUGGAGGAUGUGCAACGGUUCAAGGUGGCGACACGAAUAAUGCGACAACUAAUCGAACAGUUUAGUGCCGGCGAUCUUUUCGGGCGAGAUAACUAUGAAUACUAUGCCCGGGUUACUGGGAGAGUGUUGCGCGUUAAAGAUGAAUGGAUUUGCUCGUUUCGCGACCCGCCCCCACCCAGACAUCACCGAGAUCAGGAGGCUUAUGCAAGACAGUUAUCACUAGAGGCGGAAAAAACUUGGCUGCAAUGUGAAUGCGAUCGUUGGGGCAACAAAUACAACUUGGAAGGUUUAUCAAAGUCCGAAGAAUGCCAAUCGAUGCCUGCGUUAAUUGGCGUGGUCGGUACCGGUGGAGCGGGUACUCUGGGACUAGGAAUAAUUCCCGAACACAGUUUGUUGGAUUCCUGCACUCGUCUAUCCAUAUCACUUGAGGAAAGCGUGUUUAAGGUGUCCGUCAGUUCAUCAUCUCAGUCGUCGUGUAGCAACUCUAGCCCGCACAUGACAUUAGAAGAACUUCGAGCCAUAAACAAGUACGCUGAGAGCACUAAAAGUCUCUCCUACUUACCCCAGGUCCACGAGCGGCAACGUGCGCGUAUGCAAACCCGCUCGGAGUGGUUCCUGCAGCCCGCGGCAUCGCUGGACGCCCGACCGCGCCCCGGCGGCGAGCGUCGCGGUUCGCGGCGACGUUCGCGGCGCGCUCGCGUGUGCCGUGCGCUCACACACUCCGACACUGAAAUCCCGCUCGCUCUCCAACCUCGUAAAGUGACCGCCUGACCCGACGCCUGUCCGCGAUGCCACUGCACGCGUUAGCACCUCACACGGCUUAAGGAUUGUUUAAGUAUCAUGUAAGCAGGAUAUGGUCAUAUAAAAUACAUUGGGACAGGCUAUUUAAUGUUCAUAUUUCUUUAUUAGAUCGCAACUGUCAUUUGUUUAGAACUCCUUAAAAACUCAAGAAGGGUACUCCCCUCGGCCCUGCUUACAUUAUACUUGAUCUGUUCCUUAGCACCAAAUCAUCGCCUAACACGUUGGUGACUAUUGAAGCGAAAGACUCAUGUAGCGGCUGUCACCAGAUCUGUGGCAAGUCACAAUCGAAACACUGCAUUUUGUAUUUGUUUGAUGUAUGUCUAGGUUAAUGAUGUUUCUAGAUACAUUCAUAUAAGAAACGAAAAUAUAUGGGUAGCACGUGUUUAUAUUCAAACUAAUCACAUAAUUUGUAUUACGACCCAAAACACUACGAAUCAUCGUCAUGGAGUUUUCUAUGAUAAACUUUUAGAAUCAAAUAUAUUUGAGCUAAAUUUUUUUAUUGUUAUUUAGUCCUUAUAGAAAAUUAUUAGUAACAUAGUCGCUCUAUUAUAUUACUCUUAGACGUCUAUAGUACUUUAAUGAAUAUUUAUGUCACUAUUGUAAUCAUGUCAAUGCAAUGCAAACAAAAAGCUGAUAUAUCCUUAGCCAUAGAUUAAAGAAAAAGAACUGGCUUGAAGGAUUCAACAUACAACUUUUGUUCAAUGCACAUUGUGAUGGUUCGAGGAAAAAUUAAAUAAACAAUUAGUAAAUAAAUUAUUUUGAGUAUAUUAACGAAUUUUUAAGUGAUUUAUUUGAGAAGUAUUAUUUGAUAAUCUAUAAAAUUUGAUAUAAUUAACACUACAUACUUUUUGGACUAGAAAAUUUAUAUGAACGGAAGAAAGCUUUACAGAUGUGCCAUUGUUGACUAAAACUUUUAUGUUCCUUUACUUUAGGGAGUCUUAUCGAACAAAAACGUGAUUUGACAUAUUAAAAUAACAUUCCUGUAAAUAUUGGUAGUUAUAAAAUUAUUGUCCUAUGUACUGAUCGUAUAAUUAAAACGUAAGUGACACGAAGAAUUACGACUUAUAUGUACCAUGAAUUUAUAAAUAUUUUGUUUAUUUUCUAAUAUUAGCAUCGACAGGAGCAGUGUCGCUACCGUUUUGUGAGAUGUUAUAAAAUAGUUUUUAUAUUUCAGCAUUUCUCUCUACCUCGUACUAUAAUUUCCUUAUAAACCGUGGCUUGCUAUACAUCACAUAGUAUUAAUUAGUUAUGAAGCCACGUUAAGACUGAUUUCCUUUUCAUUAUUAUAGCAAGACACAAUCAGGUAUUAAAUGUCUAUUAAACAAUAGUACAAAUGCCAUCAAACAGUAUCGAAUUUAAAUUACGUCUUUAGAAGUUUUCUAAUAAAGGUUUACGCAUUGUUCUGUGGGUAGUUGCAAAAAAUCUUACGAUUACUUAUUCUUUCAUACACCUACGCAUGCACAGUGCAAAUGUUAAACAAGUUUGCUGACUUCUCCAGCGUUUUGUAUAGGUGCUAGAUGAUUGUGAAGUUUCUUAUGAUUAUUAUGUACUACUUAAAUUGUUAGGUUUAGAAUGUAUUGUAGUAUAUACGACAUUUGCCUGUUUCUACAUUUAUUUUGGCCAGUUUACAGGCUUAUUUGAUGGUACUUUUUCUCAAUGACGGCUAUUUUGUUACAUAAAAUAGCCGAGGGAAGAAAAAUCACAUCUAAAAAAUGGCUUCAAAGUUUGUUCGUAGAAAUCAAAUUGUAUGAACGUAGGAACGGGCCCUUGAUGCGAUGUCGAUUCUAGUGAAUCUUAUCUGUGUUAACUUCAAAUGAAUUGUGAACUGUACAAUCGAUCGCACAUUACCAUAAUUGUAUCUCAUAAUUGUAAUUUUAAGACUGCUAAUAAGCCAAUUCAUAUUAGUUUGGCUAGCGCUUAUCGGAUUAUGAAAAUCUUGAUGUUUUUGAAAUAAAGUUACGUUGUGAUUACAUUUUGUUAAUGGCAGCUCAAGUGUGUCUAUGGUUGUGGGAUACAUCUACUUACGUUUACCAAAGCCACGCUAUGGCGGUCCAUAGUGAAGUUUUAUAAACAGCUAUGUGCGAAGGAAACGUGUUCUUUAUUUUCCGUUGCGCCAAUCAAGCGUUAUGGUUUGUGGGAUGUAUUCUUUUCGUUAUCAAGCGUGGGUUCGGUGUACCGAUGAUUCUUUGAGCAUUUUCUAUAGUAUUAUAUACUAGUUAUUAAUGUUUAUUAGAGGCUCUCGCCAAUUCGAUGUUAUAUAUUCUAGAUUAUCUUGGAUUACGUCCAAGUUUGUGUUCAUCUGCUAGAUAUAGUCUAAUGGUACAUGGAAAUGCAAUUUUGCUUUUGCCAAAUUACAAUUUGUAUUUACGAAAUUUAUUUUUUAACUAUAUUUUUUGUCGAUUUUUCAAAUGCGUCCUAUUCGGAAAUUUAGCUUUUAAAUUACAAUUUGCGAGGCUAUGGUUUUUCGUCAGUAUCGAACACUGUAUUUAAAUUGAAUGAGCUAUGUCUAAUGUGAGCUAUGAGCAAUGGUCAGAUAAUUUUUUUUAAAUUUUAUAAAAAAAUCCUUUCGACUUUUCCUUAUACAGUUAUGAAUUAAAAAUGUUGUUUGGGCAUAUGCUACUCUCCUACCACGACAAGAAUAGCGGCAAAUGUUAGUAUUAAUUAUCUUAGUUGUUUAAACCAUAAAUUAAUGAAUUGUACACGCAAAAGUCAAUGUAGU